CUCCUGCUGCCGCGGCCGGAUCUGUCUCAGGGGUGGGGGGGCGCUUGGCCCUGCGCACUGAGCGAUGUUUGUCCGCCAUCGCGGCGGACGAGGGUGAAGGAAACGCCGCCGCCGCCGGUGGAGACAGGGGCCUGCGCCGCCGCCGCCCAGAACCCCCCGUAGCCGCCUCCCUCCUCACCGCCCCGCGCACCCCGAGGCCGCCGCCCGGAGUGAAGGUCGCCAGGGGCUCCUGCCCGGGGUCUCCCCGAACCCCUCCCCCCCACCCCGCAGAGGCUCCGCUCGAGCCGGGUCCGAAGAUGUCGAACCUGAGCAAGGGGACGGGCAGCCGGAAAGACACCAAGAUGCGGAUCCGAGCUUUCCCCAUGACCAUGGAUGAGAAAUAUGUAAACAGCAUCUGGGAUCUCCUGAAAAAUGCGAUCCAAGAGAUCCAGCGUAAGAAUAACAGUGGUCUCAGCUUUGAGGAACUGUAUAGGAAUGCAUAUACUAUGGUGUUACAUAAACAUGGAGAAAAAUUGUACACUGGACUACGAGAAGUCGUCACUGAGCAUCUCAUAAACAAGGUGCGAGAAGAUGUGUUAAAUUCAUUGAAUAACAACUUUCUUCAAACACUAAACCAAGCGUGGAAUGAUCAUCAGACAGCAAUGGUGAUGAUUAGAGACAUUCUCAUGUACAUGGACCGUGUAUAUGUACAACAAAAUAAUGUGGAGAAUGUCUACAACUUGGGGUUAAUAAUUUUUCGAGAUCAAGUUGUACGUUAUGGCUGUAUAAGAGAUCACCUACGACAGACUCUGUUGGAUAUGAUCGCAAGAGAACGGAAAGGAGAAGUUGUAGAUAGAGGCGCAAUAAGAAAUGCUUGCCAGAUGUUAAUGAUUCUCGGUCUUGAAGGAAGAUCAGUCUAUGAAGAAGACUUUGAGGCUCCGUUUUUGGAGAUGUCUGCAGAAUUCUUUCAGAUGGAAAGUCAGAAAUUUUUAGCUGAAAAUAGUGCUUCAGUAUAUAUAAAGAAAGUAGAAGCUAGAAUUAAUGAAGAAAUAGAACGGGUGAUGCACUGCCUUGAUAAAUCAACAGAAGAGCCAAUUGUGAAAGUUGUUGAAAGGGAGCUUAUAUCCAAACACAUGAAGACUAUAGUGGAAAUGGAGAACUCUGGGCUUGUUCAUAUGCUGAAAAAUGGAAAGACAGAAGACCUUGCUUGCAUGUACAAGUUAUUUAGCCGUGUGCCGAAUGGCCUGAAGACAAUGUGUGAGUGUAUGAGUUCGUACCUGAGGGAGCAAGGUAAAGCUCUAGUAUCUGAAGAGGGAGAAGGAAAGAACCCAGUUGACUAUAUUCAGGGUUUACUGGAUUUGAAGAGUAGGUUUGAUCGGUUUCUUCAAGAAUCUUUCAAUAAUGACCGGCUCUUCAAACAAACUAUUGCGGGUGACUUUGAGUAUUUCCUCAAUCUCAACUCUAGGUCUCCAGAGUACCUCUCGUUAUUUAUUGAUGAUAAGCUGAAAAAAGGAGUCAAGGGACUAACGGAGCAAGAAGUAGAGACUAUAUUGGAUAAGGCAAUGGUUCUGUUUAGGUUUAUGCAAGAGAAAGAUGUUUUUGAACGUUACUAUAAACAGCACUUGGCAAGAAGACUUCUUACAAACAAGAGUGUUUCAGAUGACUCUGAGAAAAAUAUGAUAUCUAAAUUAAAGACUGAAUGUGGAUGUCAAUUCACAUCUAAACUGGAAGGAAUGUUCAGGGAUAUGAGCAUCUCAAACACAACAAUGGAUGAAUUCAGGCAACAUCUACAGGCUACAGGGGUCUCAUUAGGUGGUGUUGAUCUCACAGUGCGGGUUCUCACAACAGGCUACUGGCCUACUCAGUCAGCCACACCAAAGUGCAACAUCCCUCCAGCCCCCAGACAUGCUUUUGAAGUAUUUAGAAGAUUUUAUUUAGCCAAACACAGUGGUCGACAGCUGACACUCCAGCAUCACAUGGGUUCAGCAGAUCUCAAUGCCACCUUCUAUGGACCUGUUAAAAAGGAAGAUGGCUCAGAGGUUGGUGUAGGAGGUGCCCAAGUAACUGGCUCAAAUACAAGGAAGCACAUAUUGCAAGUUUCCACUUUCCAGAUGACGAUACUAAUGCUCUUUAACAACAGAGAAAAAUACACGUUUGAGGAAAUUCAACAAGAAACUGAUAUCCCCGAAAGAGAGCUUGUUAGAGCCCUACAGUCCCUUGCAUGUGGCAAACCAACACAGAGAGUUCUCACAAAAGAGCCUAAAUCAAAAGAAAUAGAAAAUGGUCAUAUAUUUACAGUGAAUGAUCAGUUCACAUCCAAAUUGCACAGAGUCAAGAUUCAAACGGUUGCUGCCAAACAAGGGGAAUCAGACCCAGAAAGAAAAGAAACAAGGCAGAAAGUAGAUGACGACAGAAAACAUGAGAUAGAAGCUGCUAUAGUGCGGAUAAUGAAAUCUAGAAAGAAGAUGCAGCACAAUGUGCUAGUAGCAGAGGUGACUCAGCAGCUGAAAGCUCGAUUCUUACCAAGUCCAGUUGUUAUUAAAAAACGUAUUGAAGGACUUAUUGAGAGAGAAUAUUUGGCACGAACACCUGAGGAUCGCAAAGUAUACACUUACGUAGCAUAAAAUGCGUUCAGCAAAUUUGAUUUAUUCUUGGACUAUACUCUCCGCAUGAACUGGGAAGUUCUUUUAAAUCAUUAAUAUUAAAGACGACCAUCUCUUCUAUUAAAUUACAAUACAUGUUCUAGACCAUGCAGAUCAAGCCUUUACUCCUUUUGAGAGUUUUCAACAUCAAUUGAUUGAGCUUCAGGCUUUUCAGCGUUAUCCCUGUAGAGAUCAUUCUUAUAAUUCCUCGGGAAAAUGUGAACGUGCUGCGUUUUGUUUUCAAAACUGUAUGAAAAGAGAAAAAUAAACAAAUUUAGAAAAUACAGCUCAUUAAAAAUAAAAUUGUUGGAAUUUCAUUUCCCCAAAUCUUCAGUGUUGAUGUAAAUGUGUUUCUGUAGUGUUGCUUAGCACUUUGCGCAUUGUAUUAGUUGGGUUAAAAAACAACACAACUGGUAAGACAGAAUUCCCGGUUAUAUUGCUCUGCUUCAGACAUUUAUUUAACUAGCCAUGUUUAAUUUAAAUAUUUGGUAAAUUUAUAAAGACCCAAGAAUACAAUUUUAGCAUGCUUCACUCUUCCAGCUGCACUCAUUAUUGUUCUGGCAAUAUGAUCAGGAACCUUUUUGGGGCUCAGUAAAGACCGUAAUAAUUUUGGCUUUCCCUUCUGUAAUUUGAGUUCUUCCAAAUUAAGUUCUAUAUUGAUUAGGUUUGUUCUGGUUUCUUUAUAGGAAAAAGGAAAAGGUUUUAGUGUGUAUAAACUGUAUAAUAAUUUUUGCUGUUGUACUCACUGCUGAUAGUGGAUUGUACAGGGCGAUGUUUUUAUUUCACUUAAUGUAGACACAAUAAAUUUAAAAUAAACGGAUUUAGUGUACACAAACCACUAAUUCAGUUGUUUUAGAGCACAGGGAGUACAAUUUGUUGAACUAAAUACUGCCCCUGCAAGAAACGCACCAAGACUACACCUUGUUUAUUAAUGUCAUGACCGACCAGAAGGUUUCCCCCCUUAAAUACGUAUUUUAGGAGAUUAAAGUGAAGCCGUUGUGCACUAUUCAUUGUUUUAAAAUGCAAUCUGAAAAUGCAAUAAAUAUUCUUACUUUAAUCUUAAUGAAAUCUUCAGUUCUUACAGCAAAACUUCUUUCACAUAUUGUCAAUGUGGUUCAAACCGUGGAUUUCAAAAUUGUGAUUCAAGGGCAUCAUUUUUCUUUGAUAAGUCAGUUUCACUGCCUGCGGAUGUGUAUUGUACUAAAGAUUCUUUUGAUUAAGAUAUAAUUUUGACCUUACAGACAAUGUACUCUGUGCAGCUUCUCUGCUAUAACUAUGGUUUUCCCCAUUUUUCAUCAAACUACUGUACUUUUAUUCUCAGUUCUCCUUAAUUAUGCUUUUUCACAAGAGACUUAAAGUGUAAUUGGGAAAAACUGCUUAUAAUAUAGACACCAAUAUGGAGUCAAAAAACCUGGUUAAGGUCAUGAAGCAUUAAGGUACUGCCGGUGCAUUUGUUAACUGUAUCUGACAAAGGUGUCUGUUCAAAUAUAUGGUAAAGUAUAUCAGCAUAAUUUCAGUAUGGAUAAAGAUGCCACGUAGCUGUUUCCAUGGCAUUUGGGGCAAUGUUUUUGCUCUGGUCUGCAUAUGUGUGUAGAUUGAUAUUACUUUUGUUUCACUGUCAACAUUUGGCAGCUAAGAAAAUAUAUUUCUAUCUCAAACAUUU
Gopherus flavomarginatus (Mexican gopher tortoise) is the source of this 4284-nucleotide messenger RNA. RefSeq names its product cullin 3 (gene CUL3). The coding region runs from base 297 to 2603 and encodes 768 amino acids. The record is from RefSeq and is a predicted model, not a curated record. Gene Ontology annotation, biological process: protein ubiquitination; ubiquitin-dependent protein catabolic process. Lineage: Eukaryota; Metazoa; Chordata; Testudines; Testudinidae. Gene Ontology annotation, molecular function: ubiquitin protein ligase binding. The transcript has 16 exons. Gene Ontology annotation, cellular component: Cul3-RING ubiquitin ligase complex.